AAAACCAUGAACUCCAAAAAAAAAAAAAAAAAAAAAAAAACUUACAAAGUAGAAAUGAGAGCACCUUUCAACCAUGAGGUUGGAGGUUCAAUCCCUCGUGCGAGUGUUGCUUUGUAAGUUGGUACAAUGGUACAUCAUUUGAGUCCAUGAUUGCCCAAAAUUAUUCUAGGGUUGUCCAACACAAAGUGGGCUCGUAACACCUAACAAGCACAUAAUCACAUCUCUUUUUCGUUGUUCCCUCUCAAACUCAAAACGACACCUCUCCCUUUCCUCCACUCCAAGAAAUUGGCAAAACCAAAAAUCUCCUCCAAAAAAAAAAAAAAAAAAAAAAAAUCACAGUAGUAACACAUCACACCUUCCUCUCUGAAAAAUUCCCAAUCUCUCUCCUCUUUCUUCUUCUUCCUGUAAAAUUUUGAAAAACCCCUCUUUCUCUCUCUAGGGUUUGUUUCCAUUUCUAUCGAUCGAUUUCUCUCACUUUCUCUCUCCUCACCUCCAAUGUCAUCAAUGGCGGACGAUUCAAUCCCGCCGCCAUCGCCACCACCGUCUACGGCGGCGUCGUUAGGGCAGUCGGUGAUUCCGAUUGUGAACAAGCUUCAAGAUAUUGCGGCACAGCUUGGAAGUAGUCCUGCGUUUGACUUGCCGCAAGUCGCCGUCGUCGGAAGCCAAAGUAGUGGUAAAUCGAGCGUUCUAGAAGCGCUUGUUGGCCGCGAUUUCUUGCCGCGAGGUUGCGAUAUUUGUACUCGUCGUCCGCUUGUGCUUCAGCUCUUGCAGACUAAGAGGAGUGAUGAGGAGUGGGGAGAGUUCUUGCAUCUUCCUGGAAAACGUUUUUAUGAUUUCAAUGAUAUUCGGAGGGAAAUUCAGGCUGAAACUGACAGAGAGGCUGGAGAAAACAAAGGUGUUGUUGACAAGCAGAUUCGUCUGAAAAUAUUUUCACCUACUGUUCUUGAUAUUACUUUAGUAGAUCUCCCCGGGAUAACAAAAGUUCCAGUUGGUGAUCAGCCAUCUGACAUUGAAGGACGAAUUAGAACCAUGAUAAUGUCCUACAUCAAAAUCCCUAGCUGCUUAAUAUUAGCGGUUACCCCUGCUAACUCUGAUCUAGCAAAUUCAGAUGCCUUACAGAUGGCUGGAAUUGCAGAUCCUGAUGGAUAUCGAACAAUUGGUGUAAUCACUAAGCUAGACAUUAUGGACAGAGGCACAGAUGCUCGCAAUUUUCUGCUUGGAAAAGUUAUACCACUACGACUUGGUUAUGUGGGCGUUGUGAAUCGUAGUCAAGAGGACAUCGCGAAUAAUAGAAGCAUAAAAGAUGCCCUCGUGGCUGAGGAGAAGUUUUUCCGUAGCCGUCCAGUGUACAAUGAUAUUGCAGAUCAUUGCGGCGUUCCACAACUAGCCAAAAAGUUGAACCAGAUUCUAGUACGACACAUCAAAUCAGUUCUUCCUGGUCUGAAAGCGAAUAUUAGUGCUCAACUUGUAUCUGUUGCCAAGGAGCAUGCCAGCUAUGGAGAAAUUGUUGAAUCUAAGGCUGGUCAGGGCUCUCUCAUCUUGAACAUUCUGUCUAAGUACUCAGAAGCUUUUGCUUCUAUGAUAGAAGGGAAGAAUGAAGAAAUGUCAACAUCUGAGUUGUCUGGUGGUGCCAGAAUUCAUUACAUAUUUCAAUCAAUAUUUGUUAAGAGUUUAGAGGAGGUGGAUCCAUGUGAGGAUUUAAGUGACGAUGACAUCCGAACAGCUAUUCAGAAUGCAACUGGUCCUAAAUCUGCAUUAUUUGUUCCAGAAGUACCAUUUGAAGUUCUUAUCAGAAAACAAAUUGCUCGUUUAUUAGAUCCAAGUCACCAAUGUGCGAGGUUCAUAUAUGACGAAUUGAUAAAGAUGAGCCAUCGCUGUCUGAAUAGUGAAUUGCAGCGCUUUCCUUUACUUAGGAAGCGAAUGGAUGAAGUCAUUAAUAGCUUCCUGAGAGAAGGCCUCCAACCUGCUGAGGCAAUGAUUGGGCAUAUUAUAGAAAUGGAGAUGGACUACAUAAAUACUUCACAUCCUAAUUUUCUUGGUGGAGCCAAAGCUGUUGAGGUUGCUUCUCAACAUAUCAAGUCCUCGAGAACUUCAGUAUCUAUCCCAAAGCUAAAGGAUGGUGGGGAUACAGAUAAAGCACCUGCAUCUGAAAGGACCAUCAAAACACGAGCUAUUCUUCCCCGAAAUGCAAAUGGAAUCAUGACAGAACAGAGCAUUCGGUCUGUAGUUGACAGUGAAAAGCCUGCUCAUUCUGGAGGUGCAACUAACUCUAGUUGGGGGAUUUCAUCAAUUUUUGGUGCUACUGACAACCGCAUGUCUUCUAAAGAAACCAACAUUAACAAGUCAAGUGAGCCUGUUCAUAUCAUGGACCAUGCCUUUUCGAUGAUACAUUUGAAGGAACCACCAGCAAUACUAAGGCCUGCAGAGACUUGUACAGAGAAUGAAGCAAUUGAAAUUGCUGUCACCAAAUUGUUGUUGAAGUCAUAUUAUGACAUUGUCAGGAAGAAUGUGGAAGACUCUGUGCCUAAGGCGAUCAUGCACUUCCUGGUAAACCAUACAAAGCGAGAGCUUCACAACGUGUUUAUUAAAAAGCUCUAUAGGGAGAAUCUUUUUGAGGAGAUGUUGCAAGAACCUGAUGAGGUUGCAACAAAAAGGAGGCAAACUCGAGAGAAAUUACGCAUUCUCAACCAGGCUUUCCGGGUACUUGAUGAAUUGCCGCUAGAGGCAGAUACAGUUGAGAAGGGAUACAGUUUGGGUACUGAUGCUACUGGUUUGCCAAAGUUUAAUGGGCUCCCGUCAUCUGCGUACUCAAACAGCAGUCAUUCAAGUGAUUCCUAUUCAGCCUCUCCUAAAACCCACAAGUCAAAAAAAUCAUCCCACUCAGGCGAACUACAGUCACCAUUUUAUGGUAAUACUGAUUCUAAUGGUGGUGGUGGUGGACGUAAUUCUCUACCUGGUUUGUAUCCAACUGUCCAUAUGUAGUUAUAUGGUCAGUCUGCUCAAUCAUACCAAUUUCAUUCAUUUCUAUUGGUCUGUCCAGUAUAAUUGAAUCUUCGGUGAAAGAAGCCUUUGCACUGUUUGUCAAGAUUCAUUUCAGUGAUAUUAAAAGUUGCAUAAGUCUUGAGGUGGUAAAAUGAAAUCCGCUGGUUCGUGUAACAUAUAUCUUAUUUUUACUUUUGGCCUAUCAGUCAAACGUUUUUUUGGUGCAUUUAAUUUUCCGUCAGUAUAAUACUUGUCUUAGCUAGUACGCCUGAAGUCGAUUAGGUAUAGUAGAGGGAAUGUUUUACCUCUAUUCAGUUUUGCAAUACAAAUAAUAUUGGUUUGUUUGCCAUUGAAAGAAGAUGGGAAGUAUUGAUAUAUUGUAUAUUCGGAAGUCCUGUAACUGAACAUAUACUAUUGCAUUGAAACUAUUACACUUUAUGGUCUUUACGAUCCGCUUAUAA
This is a messenger RNA of Chenopodium quinoa (quinoa), 3443 nucleotides long. Its product is annotated as dynamin-related protein 3A-like. Gene Ontology annotation, cellular component: membrane; cytoplasm; microtubule. Gene Ontology annotation, molecular function: GTPase activity; microtubule binding; GTP binding. The record is from RefSeq and is a predicted model, not a curated record. The transcript is spliced from 20 exons. The coding region runs from base 496 to 2982 and encodes 828 amino acids. Lineage: Eukaryota; Viridiplantae; Streptophyta; Magnoliopsida; Caryophyllales; Amaranthaceae.